Bubalus bubalis (water buffalo) is the source of this 4202-nucleotide messenger RNA. It is a transcript of the gene HSF5, whose product is annotated as heat shock transcription factor 5. Lineage: Eukaryota; Metazoa; Chordata; Mammalia; Artiodactyla; Bovidae. The transcript is spliced from 7 exons. Gene Ontology annotation, biological process: regulation of DNA-templated transcription. The record is from RefSeq and is a predicted model, not a curated record. The coding region runs from base 34 to 1938 and encodes 634 amino acids. Gene Ontology annotation, molecular function: sequence-specific DNA binding; DNA-binding transcription factor activity.
UCGGCGGGGCGAGGCCCAGGGCCCGGGCGGGCGAUGGAGGAGGCUCUGCUCUCCACCCCCAUCAACCCCAACAACUUCCCCGCCAAGCUGUGGCGGCUGGUGAACAGUCCCCGGUACCGCUCGAUCCGCUGGGACGGCCGUGGUGAGGGGCUGCUCAUCGACCAGCCGCUCUUCGAGGCCGAGCUGCUCAGCCCGCCCGGGGCGGGGGCCGGGGGCGCCGGCGGCGGUGGCGGCGUCGGGGGCGCCGGGGCCGAGCCCGAGCUCUUCAAAACCACCAACUUCACCAGCUUCAUCCGCCAGCUCAACCUCUACGGCUUCCGCAAGGUGGUGCUGGGCGGGCCGGGCGCGGCGGGGCCCGGGCCGGGGCCUGGGGGCGGCGGGCCGGCCGGCGACGGGCCGCUCCACCACUUCCACAGCCCGCACUUCCGCCGCGACCAGCCGCAGCUGCUCGUGCACCUCAAGAGGCUCACCAGCGCCAACAAGGCCAAGCUGGCGGCCGGCCUGGAGGUGCCCUGCCGCCCGCCCAACCGCUUCCAGAGGCUCCUCAUCACGUCGGCCUCGGCCUCUGCCUCCACCUCCCCGCUGCAGCACCAGGAGCCGCCGCUGCCGCCCUCGGGGCCCCGGCCGGAGCCGCAGGGACCAGUGGCUGUAGGACAAUUUCACCGGUCGUUCCGGCGCGAUAGUUUGUCUCCUUACUCCUACGUAUCGACUUCAUCCCACAACCACAGUACUUUUCCUCUGAAAGGUUUAGAUCGGACCCAGAUCCCUCCUAGAACAUGGCAGAACUCUCUUGGAAUGCACCCAGGACAAGUGGAAACGUCUCCUACUUUUUCAGAUAAAGGGGUUCCAUUUCCUGUACUACAGAGGUUUCCAACUGAGGUUACGUAUACCCUGCAGCCCAGUGCCACAUCCGUACACGUUCAGCAAGGUCCUCAAACAAUGGUCAGCUCCUCCCAAAAAUACAGUAACUACACGCCCUCAGCGCAGUACUCCCAAGCCUACUAUCCAACAGCUGUGCUGCAGUGCUGCUCGCCUCCCACCCGCAUGGACGCGCUCAGUAGCUGUGUCACGCCGCCUGCCACCUCCUACGCACACUGCAGCUACUUUCAGAAUCCUCCAAUGCAGUCUUCCUAUCCAGUUGAAUUUCUGCCUUCUAAUUGGCCUUGCAGUGCUACUGAUGAAAAUAAAAAGACAGAAGUAAACCUAGAGGCUGUUUUUCAGAUAGUAGAUGAGUUGCAUUCCUCCCCUAAAUUGGAGAUGGUCAAGGUGGAGCCUGUUGAGAAUCAGUGCUCAACAUCCCAGUCUAAUAGAAGCCAACAUAUCCUAGCUAAUUCAAACAACAGCAAUCCAUCUUCCACAAGUCAGGCUAGCCAGCUGGAGCCACUUACUCCUGUAGGCUCAGAUAUUACGUCUUUUGUGGUCGGAACAGAACAGGCAAUUACCAGCUCACUACCACAGUCACCUGAGUACAUCUAUACCAUCCACCCAGCUCAGCCUGUUGAAAAUACUACAAUGCAAGAGUCUGCAAUCAACCAGCAAGCUCACAUCAAACUGAAGGAGCAGCUAAGUCAUAAUCCAGCUGCAUCUUCAGUAGUAUUUGUUCAGGAAGGGCUACCAUUCAGCACACACCAGGUGGAUGCCAGUAUAAAAUGCCAGACCAGUCCACCUGAGAAUAUCUUGCCUUCAGAACAAAUGGGAUUCCUUAUUUCAGAAAUGGGGCCUGCUAGCAAGCCUAGUAAAGACAUGAGUUUAUCCACUCCAGCCAGAUAUAGAGAGCGAAGAAGCAACUCACAGCAAGGAAAGUCCCCUGUUCAUCAGUUUCUCACCGCUUGCUCCUUGCCGGACCAUGUGUGGAGUCAGCCCCCUAGCUUUGAUUGCCCCCUCCACCCGCCACCCCGCCCACCACUGCUCUGCCCACAACACCCAGCAGUUACAUAAGAUCUUCAUCUGCUGGUGGAUGUUGCCUGCAAGCAGGAACACUUUCCAAAUGAGGAAGAAUUAAAAGAGUGAGGAACGGGUGAAACUGUGACGUUGUGCACUAGCUGUAGCUGGAGGCAGGCCAGCCUGCGCGUGACACACUGUUGGGAUUGUUUUCAGUUCUGUUAAGGAAAAAAAAAGUAUUUUUGUUUUGUUAAUUGAGAAUUUUGUUAAUUGAGAAUUGGAAUUUGAUAUUUACUACAGCUGUUCCGUUCAGAUUGUUCACCUUGACAAACUACACAACAUCUAGCCGUCUUUUGUUUGUUUGUUUGCUGCCCAGAUCCCUUUCAAAUGAAAAGUCCUGGCCUUCUGUUACAGUCAAGAAGCACCUAAAAACAGCUGCGUGUACGGUGCCGGAGAGCAGUCUGUGUGGGUGUGCUGAUUUGUCGUCUUGCCACUUCCAACAGUAGUCAGUGCAGCUCCACUGGGGAGUGCAGUCUAUCUGUUUCAAAUCGCAGUGUGAUCCUUUUAGAGAAGAGUGUGAGAAGCAAAGGCAUGUGAGGUCACCAAGAUCACAGGUCUAAAUGGGUCAGGAAUUCCAGGGAAGAAACUCUGGGGAAGAGUUAAUUUUCUAAAUGAUUAACCAGGAAAUGCUCUCACUUCCUCACCCAGCGUUCUGUUUCAAGAGCAGGGCAUCCGGACUUGGACCAUCCAUCACACUUAACAGCCCCUUAUUCUUUUCUAUUAAUGGGAACUUUCUUCUAUUUUCAUAUCUUUCUUUAAUUUUAAUGAUACAGUAUCAUAAAUGGUAAGGUUUUGUUAAUGUAUCACUUGUUUAAUAUAUCUUCUAAAGAAAAGUAUUUUAACUUGUUUAAUAUAAUUGUAUUUAUAAAUGCUGGUAGAUUUCAAGUUUUAAAGCUUUAUAUUUUUAUUAAUAUUGUGAGUAGAAAGAUAAAGGAUGCCUGUGUAAUAUUUUUAUUUUUAAAGGGGAAUGUACAAUGUGUGAGCAAAACCAUUAAGAGAUUUAACACAGUGUUUAUACUUACAUUCAGUAAGUAUAAAUUCUCAGCUGUAAAAGAUACUGUGUGCAAAUUUUGGGACUAACUGAUUAGUAGUUACCUAACAGAAGCUAUACCUUUAACAGUUUAUGUAUGGUUUAAGCUUCUGAGAGAAGUUUGGAUAGUGGGAUAGACUUAACAUUUUUAUCUCAUCCCCUCUUUAGGAUCCUAAAUUCGAAUAGUAGAAUUGUGGAACUGGUUUUUAGGAGAGGUAUCUUGGAUAUCCAGUUUCUGUGGUUGAUUCCUCACUUGCUCAUCCAAUGACAGCAAGAAGCUUUCUGAUUUUAAAGUUUUCAGUUGACUAGAACUUUCUUACUGGAUUCUGCCUCAGUUUUCCUUAUAAGCACUGCAGAAACAAAAGGGAAGCCUAGGAAUAUGAAACUAGUGAGAAAGGAAAGGCACGUAGUGAUAUGUGACAUAAAUACUCUUUCAGCCAUGGUGGGUGUAACAAUACAUUUUUUAAAUUGCAUUGUGCCUUCCCAUUGAUGUCAAACCCUGGAAGUAUUACAGAGAUAGUAGUAUUUUAGAAAAGGAUGAACUCUGUUUUGGUCUGCAGUGACUCACUUUAGAUAUGAAAAUAGGUUCUGAAAAGUGACCUCUUUGGUCUAUCUGAUUAGACUAGUCCAUGUCGAUGUGAUGAACAUUUAUUUAUCUUUAUCAGCAAGGUUUAAAAGAUGAAUGGAUUAUCAAGACUCCUACAUCUUUUGGUCAGACUCUGUAUUUUGGUAGAGUAUGUGAAGAGGAGACCCAGUUUCUAAAUGAAGGAACUUUGCCUUUUCUCUGUCAUGUUGAAAAAGCUGAUAAGUAAAAUAUCGUGAUAUUCCUUCCCUUAGCUAUGCCUUUCUUGGCUUCAUAUAUGUUGAAAGAGAUAAUAUCUUUAGAGGAACAUGUGUCAAGCAGGAACCUUGACAUGGAUUUGGUUUCAGUUGUUUUUGAGUCUUAAUUAAUGAAAUGCCUUUAUCAGCUUUCCAAACUGUUUUUUUAUAUAUUGAUACAACAGAUCGGGGAGCUGGAUCUCCUGCCAUACUCACAUGCCUGCUACUCAUCAGCUAAAGCUAUCAUUACUGUCUUGGAAAAGUGGCAAAAGAUAACAUAAAAUCUUUGUGUAAAUUAGUCAGUAGGGUCUGAUACAGGCUGACAAGGUUCCUGACUAGCACCUCAGUAUUUCAGCACCUUAUACACAAAAAAUUUCAAUCAGUCAACAAUAAAGUGAGUGUUUCAACUAGA